Penicillium canescens is the source of this 1592-nucleotide messenger RNA. RefSeq names its product GTPase-activating protein GCS1. The record is from RefSeq and is a predicted model, not a curated record. NCBI's taxonomy places the organism in Eukaryota, Fungi, Ascomycota, Eurotiomycetes, Eurotiales, Aspergillaceae. Gene Ontology annotation, biological process: regulation of ARF protein signal transduction; regulation of endocytosis. Gene Ontology annotation, molecular function: GTPase activator activity. Gene Ontology annotation, cellular component: Golgi membrane. The transcript has 4 exons. The coding region runs from base 205 to 1476 and encodes 423 amino acids.
AAAAAACAUAGAACUGUCUCACUCAAUUGAUUUCCUUUUCCCGAGCCAAUUGCAUUGUCUUUGCUUCUUUGAUACAUUCCUUGAAUUCCUACGCGACUCUAUCAACCCGAGAAAAAGGGGUACCCUCCAUCGCCGAGUGUCGAGUCAACGCCUUAGCGCACGUCAUUGGAAUCGCUUCAGUCCGGUUUUGUAUAUUCAUCCAAGAUGUCUCGCAUGUGGGAGGUCGACCCAGAGACGAGGACAAAGCUCCUCCAAAUCUCCAAGACGAACGGAAACGACAAGUGCUGCGACUGCGGCGCCCCCUCGCCUCAAUGGGCCUCCCCAAAAUUCGGCACAUUCAUCUGCCUCAAUUGCGCCGGCAUCCACCGCGGCCUAGGCGUGCAUAUCUCCUUCGUCCGCUCAAUCACCAUGGACGCCUUUAAGAACGCCGAGAUCCAGCGCAUGGAACUAGGAGGCAACGAGCCCUGGAAGACUUUCUACGACGCCCACCCCAUCCCCGUCUCUGAGGGUCGCACCUUCGAAGACUCCACAAUCAAAGAGCGCUACGACAGUGAAUCCGGCGAGGAGUGGAAGGAGCGCUUAUCGUGUAAGGUCGAGGGCCGCGAAUAUGUCCAAGGCCAGGAGAAGAAGAAUAACGAUAACAAUACGAUGCGGUCGAACACGCCUAUGAGUUUGAGUGGUGCGCGUGCUGGAUCAGGAUCACCGGCUGCGUCGUCUAUUCGUUCUGAUGGACAGCGGGGUGCUGGCGCUGGUGCUAGUGGGGGCAAGAAAGAGCAGAAUGAGGCGUACUUUGCGAAGUUGGGGUCUGAUAAUGCUUCGCGCUCGGAUAAUCUGCCUCCGUCGCAGGGUGGCAAGUUUACUGGGUUUGGGGGUGGUAUGCCUGCGCCGUCUGCUAGUGAGAAGCGGUCUUCGACGUUUGGGGGUUUUGGCGGAUGGGGUGGUGGCGGCGGUCAAUUCGAGGAUCUUCAGAAGGAUCCUAUGGGCACACUCACUAAGGGCUUUGGGUGGUUUACUUCUACUGUUGGGAAGGGUGCUAAGCAGGUUAAUGAUUCUUAUCUGCAGCCUACGGCUAAACAGUUGGCUGAAUCCGACUUUGCGGCUCAAGCGCGUAUUCACGCCUCGACCUUGGGUCAGAAUCUGCAGACUGGAGUGCGCGGUGCGGCUGAUCAGUUCAACAAAUUCGUCGAAGGGGACGAUGGACGAGGUGAAUACCAACGCACUCGCGUGGAACCUGAACGCCGGGAUUUCUGGGAUGAUUUCUCGUCUCUAGGCUCGCAGGAGCCGGCCGGCCAUCGCCGCAGUGGAUCACAACGGUCUCAACGAUCUGAUGUUGUUGGUACUGCUGCUCUCCGGAAGGGCCCUACGACGUCGUCGUUGGCUAACUCAACGCCUGCUUCUGCUGGUGCUGAACAUGGAGAUGGUACUACAGCUGCAUCGACCGGUAAAGGGAAGGACGAAUGGGAUGAUAACUGGUAGUAUCUAGGCAUCUAGGAGCAUUUGUUUCUAUUUGUUUGUGGGCUGGUUUGUGGGUACCAUGUCGUUAUGCCUGGUGUUGUUAUUCUUCUUAUUUGUGUCUCUACUCUUUACUUGCC